UUGUUGCUAACAACAUUAUUUUUUUUCAGAUACUUCAGAGACGAACUUGGCCUUAUUUCGAUGCUAUGUUGUUUUUGAAAGACACGGUCACGCCCAGACAAACAACAACAAACAUCGUCUCCCAAACGCCAGAAGUUCUCGGACAAGAACCAGAUAUACUGGAUACUUCCUUUGGAUUCCAAAUAGGCGAGAGUGGGAACAUUAUAAUAGAAGAGCAAGAAACCACUGCCCCAACGCCGGCUAAGAGACAAAAGAAAAAAAACGAUGAGAACGCCGCCUUUAACGAUCUAGUCAACGAAGUAAGUCAGUUUGUGGAUAGUCAAAAAAAAAAACACACAACAAUUUCUUGGGUGCGAUUGGCGAAGUGUUUGAGAAGGUCCCAGAAGAGAGCCGCCUAGAUUUUCAAAUGGACGUACUUCAAUACGUCUAUGCUCAAUAUAAAAAUUAUAAAAAUUGAAUUUACGAAAUUUAAAAAUUUAAAUGACAUCCAGUUUGAUUUCAAAGGUUUGACUGAAAGGUAUAUUGUUUGUAACCACUAUACUGUGUAAAACGGUUUUAACUUAAAAGACUGAAUGAAAUAUAUGUUAUGUUAACGCCAUACUUACCUUGAACAAAAAUUAAUUUAAAAACCUGAAAGAUGUGACGACAUUUAAAACAUUACCAAUAAGUGCCCUCAUACUGUGAGUUCAAAUUUUUGUUUUCUAUCUUAAAUAAUAAAAACAAAGCAUAUUCAGUGAGUAGUAAUUAUUUAAAUUUUAUUGUUAAAAAGAUGUGUCUUCAGAGCAUCCCUUAAAUCAUAAUUAUUUGAACUGCCUCGGUUCGAUGACACCCUACUUAUUGAGGGCAAUGGAACUACUUCGUUUCGCCAUGAGCCAGCGAUGGUGGCAUCCUCUUCGUAGCGAUCAACAAAAUCGCUUGCUACAUAGUUUGCACACGAAAGCUUAAUAAAAUUAUGCAAGACAAUACAAGCUUUCACUAUUUGUUCUGCAUUUUUCGGGGCCAUGCAUAGCGUCGUUCUCAAUAUUCUCCAUUUGGCAGUGAGUAUUCCAAAUGCGUUUUCUAUAACUCUUCUUGCACGAGAGAGUCUUUUAUUGAAAUACUCUUGCUCUUCUGGAAUACCUCUACCCGGAUAUGGUCGCAUUAAAUAACGCCGUAAGGGAAAAGCAGCAUCUCCUACUAAAUAAUGUGGAAAUGGCUCGGUUUCUCCUGGCAGAGGCUGAUCAUGUGGAAGGCCGAGCCUAUCAUUUUCAAUAGCAUCUGCCAGUUUUGAAAAGUGGUAGACACCGCCAUCGCUUUGACUUCCAUAUGCUCCGAUGUCAACGCAGGUAAAGGUAUAAUUGGCAUCACAUACGGCCAAAAGCACGAUACUAUAAUUGCCUUUGUAAUUAUAGUACAUCGACCCUGAAUUCGCUGGACAGGUAAUAUUAAUGUGCUUUCCGUCGAUGGAACCAACGCAGUUGGGCAUAUUCCACAGCGACUUGAACUCAUUGGAAAUACGUCCCCAUUCCGUUUCUGACGGGGUCGCCACAUACAGGUCAGCUAACAGAUCCCAUAUGGUCAUACAUGUCUCCAACGUAAUCUUCCUGAAAGUCGUCAGGCCGAUCCUGUGAACUAUUGUGUGGAAUUGCCGAGUGCCACCGUGAGCCAAAUAUCUGCAACAAAAAAAUAAAACCAGAUACAUAUAUGGAAAAUUAUACGUAUACUAUUAAGUAAAACCGAUUUUCUCUUACAUCAGGGUUAUAAAUAGUCUGCAGCGGCUCGAUAUUGGUGUUCUGAUUGAAUAUUUGGUCAGCGAAGCCUCCAGAAAUUCGUGCAGCACAUUAAAUAACGAAAAGGGCAUUCUUAAUGUCUUGUUAAACUGCUCCUCAUCUGCAGCCAAGUUUCUUAAUGAACUUUCAAACAAUCCAUA
Rhagoletis pomonella (apple maggot) is the source of this 1909-nucleotide messenger RNA. RefSeq lists its product as uncharacterized. The record is from RefSeq and is a predicted model, not a curated record. Lineage: Eukaryota; Metazoa; Arthropoda; Insecta; Diptera; Tephritidae. The transcript is spliced from 2 exons. Bases 66 to 398 code for a protein of 110 amino acids.